GAGCCAGCACAGCCAGGACACAAACCACACUGCCAAGAGAUGCGGAUGCUGGCGAUGCAGGAACUUCAUCAUCGCACCACCCUCCACUAAGACGACCUUCACAGGGGUCUGCCAGUCUCCAGAAGAUGGUUAGCAAGAGACGGCGUCUUGAGGCAGUAUCUACACCCGCAUCCUCACCACCACAACGGCGCAUCUCCACUGUGUUGGCUCAGCCACCAGAAGCCAUUUUGGCCAGUCCACAAAGCGAGGAACCACAAUCCCCUCAGCUGUCUGAUCCAGACAUCAUGACCCAGGAUACCCAGCAGGAAACUGACUUGCAGCAAACGUUCACACUCCACCUGCAAGCGAUUGAUAAUAACCAGCCAACCACGCCGGCUGACAUAUCUCCACCACCCCAAACAACCCCCACCCCCCAAUUGAGCCCAACACCACCCCAGCCGCAAAUGGGACCAGAGUUUUGGUCCAGUUGGGCCACACAACAGGCACAAAACUAUGCCUGUCUCAACACACACAGCCAAUAUCUUUCCAGUCUGCCCCAUCAUCUACCUAGACUCAGUAGAAACUCAGGCAGACUGAUUGUGCAACUUGGCACAGUGGCCAAUACCAUGGAGCAGAUGAGAGCCGACAACAGCCAACUGAUAGCAAGUUUUCAGCGAAUAAUGGAUGAACAACACCGCCAUCAACAAGCCCUCAUUCAAAUUAUCCAAAAUAAUCAAUUAAUUACAGAAAGCCUGUCCCGAAUCAUCGCCAACAACACUGCCGCAACCACACAACUCACAGCAAGCCUCAACAACCUGAGCCAAAAUAUAAAUGUGUUGGCAUCCCAGCAUCAAAGCUCAAGCUCAGGGACAACCACACCUAGCCAGACCCCAGUUACCUCCCCAGUUAGACGAUCCAGCAGAACCCGGCCCAAUGUGCCAUAACAAUCCUCUGCACCCAGCAAAAAAACACCUAGGAAAUGAGCAAGCCUGCAUCAAAAUAUACAGUAUUUUCAAAUAUAUUUAAAGAUUAUCGAAUUGUGACAAACCAAAUU
Pseudophryne corroboree (corroboree frog) is the source of this 1033-nucleotide messenger RNA. RefSeq lists its product as uncharacterized. The record is from RefSeq and is a predicted model, not a curated record. The transcript is spliced from 3 exons. Lineage: Eukaryota; Metazoa; Chordata; Amphibia; Anura; Myobatrachidae. The coding region runs from base 126 to 923 and encodes 265 amino acids.